Lodderomyces beijingensis is the source of this 11175-nucleotide messenger RNA. The record is from the annotation of a GenBank genome assembly. Lineage: Eukaryota; Fungi; Ascomycota; Pichiomycetes; Serinales; Debaryomycetaceae.
AUGUUGCCACAAAUAGUGGCCGUGAUAGUAUGCCUCUGUAGCUUGUACAACAUCUGCGGCGCUACAUAUGUCGUGCAGGACAGCAUCGUUUUCCGAGGAGUCUUCAACGUACCUCAGAACUCGAUGGAAGUGAGAUCAGGGGGCUCGGCUGAAAUCUACGAUGUGCCUGGUUUCACAAUCAGCCAUAGUGUGUUGAUCGAAGAGAGGGCACAUAUACUCAUUCUCAACAGAAACUCAUUCUCCAGUAUACAGAUUGGAACCGGUCAGGCAGGGUCGUCUUUCAUCAACAGAGGCUUUCUCCAGAUCAAAGCUUUAAACACCGCUGCUUCAAACUAUUACAAAUUCCAUAUGUCUUCCUUUGUCAACAACGGGGAGAUGAUUAUCCACGCCGAUGGCCAAUCUUCUGAAUUGAAAGUUUUGUUCAACGACUUGACCUGGACAAACACAGGCCGUAUUACGAUAAAGAAAGACACGCCCGGAGUCGCCAACUUUGAAAUGAGCGAUUCAGCUAAUGACGCUACAAAUAAUGGUGCCAUGUGUCUCCGCAACACCAAUUUUGUGGAAAAUAUGAGAAUCAUGGGGCUGGGCUGUGUCGCUCUUGUGGACUCAAACAUGAUCGCAACGUCCUCUCGUGUAACUUACCAGAAGCACAACAUCGUCAUGCGAGGGAAAUCAACUUAUCUCGAGUCUGCUUAUUUUGCAUAUACGGAUUGGACAUUUUACGGAUUUUCCGAGGGGAUGGCGCUUGGUAUCACCGCGCCCAUAGAAGGCAGUGGUAGCUGGACUUACAACACUGGUAGUGGUGACUUGAGAUUACAAGCUGGCGCAAAUGAUCUCUUCAAGUAUUUCAGAAUUGGAACCGGCUACGUUACCUCAAAGUUCCGUAUCGUUGAUCUUGGCGGAUACCGCAGAAAUGCGUUGACCUAUGAUGGCCCAGCACCUCAAGUUGCCAUUCCCGAUGCUUGCUCAUUGUGUGAAGAGCCCGUGUCCUUACCGCUCCCGGAAGGAAUAGUCGAAACGGACGAAGAAAACCCCGAUUACGCGCUUGUGGUAACGGCAGGUGCAGAUGGUUUGUGGACCACGGUUAAUUCAUACAUUGGAGGCAAAGAAACGGCGACAGUGACAAUUGAAGAAGGGGGUGUCACUAGAACGGAAACGCAAGUUAUUCAAUUGACAAUCGAUGAAAACCGAAUCGUCACUUACACCUCACUUCACACACCUUCAUCGCGAUCAUAUGUUACAACCUUCACUACUGGGUUACCGAACGAGGAAACGACAGUCACCGCUUUUGUUCAAGAGUCGACUUUGCCUGAUGGACAUUGGAGCAGUAUGACUGAUUCGAAUUUAUGGGCAAUAAACACUGUAACAACGAGGGCCGUCGAAGGAGGUAAUACCAAAGACGUCGAAAUUGUAAUGUACGAAUUCGAGAGUGCUACAGUUGGAUACGAAACACGCCAUCUACUGGAUCCUGUUGGAACAACAAGGACCUCAACCGUGAGCAACGAAGAAGAGUUUUACACAGAAUUGGUCGUUGUGACUUCAAAUGCGGAGCAGUGGUGGUUCACCACCACGAUUAUGGUGCCAAGGCUGUCAUACACAACCGCUCAGACUAUAGAUGUAUCAGGUGAAACCGUCAUUGCUUUGGCGAGCGCUUUAACAAACGAAGCUGGAUCCUGGACAACGGAAACUGCCUACUUUAUUCCUUCCAUUCAGAAGUAUCUUACAACCUACACGGUUACGAAUGAGAUUGGGAGCGAAUUAGUUACGUCAGGCUUGUACGAAGUAGGGACUGACGACUCGGGCAACUGGUUUCGUACCACUCAUAGCGACUUAGUACCGACAGAAACAAUCACCACCAGAAUUACAACUGAAAUUCAGGGGCAACCCCAACCCAAGGACGCCCAAGUGAUUGGUUAUAAUUAUGCAGGGGUCGAGACUUUUUCUGCCACAUUAUUGUUGGAUGAUCCAGUUGCCAAAACAGAAACCAUUACUGUUGAUGAGGGAGAAGGCACCUACACUGGCAUUGUGAGGGUCACGUCCGAUGCCGAGAACUGGUGGUACACCACAACCGACGUGGUACCACGACUGUCCUACACCUCGACGGAAACUAUAGACAGGGACGGCGAGAGUGCCACGGCCAUUUUCAGUGCGUUCACAAACAACGAAGGUUCGUGGGUCACAGAGACGUCUUUCCACACCCCGGUUUCGCAGACGUACUUGACUACUAUUACCACGACAGACGCAGAGGGAGAAGUGGUGGUGACUGGUUUGUAUGACGAACACACCGAUGACAGAGGCGAGUGGGUGACCUCGACCUAUACCGAGAUUGUGGAUCUCACCACGUUUACCAGUCGGGUGGUGACGGAAGUGGAGGGAGUGAUGCAGACUAAGGACGCGGAGAUGGUUGGUCUCGAUUUCGAAGGCUUCGGAUACUACUACGUGACAUCAUUGUUGGAUGAUCCAGUUGCCAGAACAGAAACCAUUACUGUUGAUGAGGGAGAAGGCACCUACACUGGUAUUGUGAGGGUCACGUCCGAUGCCGAGAACUGGUGGUACACCACAACUGACGUGGUACCACGACUGUCCUACACCUCGACGGAAACUAUAGACAGGGACGGCGAGAGUGCCACGGCCAUUUUCAGUGCGUUCACAAACAACGAAGGUUCGUGGGUCACAGAGACGUCUUUCCACACCCCGGUUUCGCAGACGUACUUGACUACUAUUACAACGACAGACGCGGAGGGAGAAGUGGUGGUGACUGGUUUGUAUGACGAACACACCGAUGACAGAGGCGAGUGGGUGACCUCGACCUAUACCGAGAUUGUGGAUAUCACCACGUUUACCAGUCGGGUGGUGACGGAAGUGGAGGGAGUGAUGCAGACUAAGGACGCGGAGAUGGUUGGUCUCGAUUUCGAAGGCUUCGGAUACUACUACGUGACAUCAUUGUUGGAUGAUCCAGUUGCCAGAACAGAAACCAUUACUGUUGAUGAGGGAGAAGGCACCUACACUGGUAUUGUGAGGGUCACGUCCGAUGCCGAGAACUGGUGGUACACCACAACUGACGUGGUACCACGACUGUCCUACACCUCGACGGAAACUAUAGACAGGGACGGCGAGAGUGCCACGGCCAUUUUCAGUGCGUUCACAAACAACGAAGGUUCGUGGGUCACAGAGACGUCUUUCCACACCCCGGUUUCGCAGACGUACUUGACUACUAUUACCACGACAGACGCAGAGGGAGAAGUGGUGGUGACUGGUUUGUAUGACGAACACACCGAUGACAGAGGCGAGUGGGUGACCUCGACCUAUACCGAGAUUGUGGAUCUCACCACGUUUACCAGUCGGGUGGUGACGGAAGUGGAGGGAGUGAUGCAGACUAAGGACGCGGAGAUGGUUGGUCUCGAUUUCGAAGGCUUCGGAUACUACUACGUGACAUCAUUGUUGGAUGAUCCAGUUGCCAGAACAGAAACCAUUACUGUUGAUGAGGGAGAAGGCACCUACACUGGUAUUGUGAGGGUCACGUCCGAUGCCGAGAACUGGUGGUACACCACAACUGACGUGGUACCACGACUGUCCUACACCUCGACGGAAACUAUAGACAGGGACGGCGAGAGUGCCACGGCCAUUUUCAGUGCGUUCACAAACAACGAAGGUUCGUGGGUCACAGAGACGUCUUUCCACACCCCGGUUUCGCAGACGUAUUUGACUACUAUUACAACGACAGACGCGGAGGGAGAAGUGGUGGUGACUGGUUUGUAUGACGAACACACCGAUGACAGAGGCGAGUGGGUGACCUCGACCUAUACCGAGAUUGUGGAUCUCACCACGUUUACCAGUCGGGUGGUGACGGAAGUGGAGGGAGUGAUGCAGACUAAGGACGCGGAGAUGGUUGGUCUCGAUUUCGAAGGCUUCGGAUACUACUACGUGACAUCAUUGUUGGAUGAUCCAGUUGCCAGAACAGAAACCAUUACUGUUGAUGAGGGAGAAGGCACCUACACUGGUAUUGUGAGGGUCACGUCCGAUGCCGAGAACUGGUGGUACACCACAACUGACGUGGUACCACGACUGUCCUACACCUCGACGGAAACUAUAGACAGGGACGGCGAGAGUGCCACGGCCAUUUUCAGUGCGUUCACAAACAACGAAGGUUCGUGGGUCACAGAGACGUCUUUCCACACCCCGGUUUCGCAGACGUAUUUGACUACUAUUACAACGACAGACGCGGAGGGAGAAGUGGUGGUGACUGGUUUGUAUGACGAACACACCGAUGACAGAGGCGAGUGGGUGACCUCGACCUAUACCGAGAUUGUGGAUCUCACCACGUUUACCAGUCGGGUGGUGACGGAAGUGGAGGGAGUGAUGCAGACUAAGGACGCGGAGAUGGUUGGUCUCGAUUUCGAAGGCUUCGGAUACUACUACGUGACAUCAUUGUUGGAUGAUCCAGUUGCCAGAACAGAAACCAUUACUGUUGAUGAGGGAGAAGGCACCUACACUGGUAUUGUGAGGGUCACGUCCGAUGCCGAGAACUGGUGGUACACCACCACUGACGUGGUACCACGACUGUCCUACACCUCGACCUUUACCUUGGUUGGCGAGGACCAGCUCAAGAAUACUGCUAUUGUGAGCGCACAGACUGACGAGUUUGGAGCAUGGGUAACCCACACGUCGUACCAUAUUCCUGUUUCGGAAACGUAUCUCGAGGUGUCGAGGUCGAUUGAUGGAGCCGGCGAGACUGUCACAUCGACAGAGUUGGUGGAGAUCAAGACCGAUGACAGAGGCGAGUGGGUGACCUCGACCUAUACCGAGAUUGUGGAUAUCACCACGUUUACCAGUCGGGUGGUGACGGAAGUGGAGGGAGUGAUGCAGACUAAGGACGCGGAGAUGGUUGGUCUCGAUUUCGAAGGCUUCGGAUACUACUACGUGACAUCAUUGUUGGAUGAUCCAGUUGCCAGAACAGAAACCAUUACUGUUGAUGAGGGAGAAGGCACCUACACUGGUAUUGUGAGGGUCACGUCCGAUGCCGAGAACUGGUGGUACACCACCACUGACGUGGUACCACGACUGUCCUACACCUCGACCUUUACCUUGGUUGGCGAGGACCAGCUCAAGAAUACUGCUAUUGUGAGCGCACAGACUGACGAGUUUGGAGCAUGGGUAACCCACACGUCGUACCAUAUUCCUGUUUCGGAAACGUAUCUCGAGGUGUCGAGGUCGAUUGAUGGAGCCGGCGAGACUGUCACAUCGACAGAGUUGGUGGAGAUCAAGACCGAUGACAGAGGCGAGUGGGUGACCUCGACCUAUACCGAGAUUGUGGAUCUCACCACGUUUACCAGUCGGGUGGUGACGGAAGUGGAGGGAGUGAUGCAGACUAAGGACGCGGAGAUGGUUGGUCUCGAUUUCGAAGGCUUCGGAUACUACUACGUGACAUCAUUGUUGGAUGAUCCAGUUGCCAGAACAGAAACCAUUACUGUUGAUGAGGGAGAAGGCACCUACACUGGUAUUGUGAGGGUCACGUCCGAUGCCGAGAACUGGUGGUACACCACAACUGACGUGGUACCACGACUGUCCUACACCUCGACGGAAACUAUAGACAGGGACGGCGAGAGUGCCACGGCCAUUUUCAGUGCGUUCACAAACAACGAAGGUUCGUGGGUCACAGAGACGUCUUUCCACACCCCGGUUUCGCAGACGUAUUUGACUACUAUUACAACGACAGACGCGGAGGGAGAAGUGGUGGUGACUGGUUUGUAUGACGAACACACCGAUGACAGAGGCGAGUGGGUGACCUCGACCUAUACCGAGAUUGUGGAUAUCACCACGUUUACCAGUCGGGUGGUGACGGAAGUGGAGGGAGUGAUGCAGACUAAGGACGCGGAGAUGGUUGGUCUCGAUUUCGAAGGCUUCGGAUACUACUACGUGACAUCAUUGUUGGAUGAUCCAGUUGCCAGAACAGAAACCAUUACUGUUGAUGAGGGAGAAGGCACCUACACUGGUAUUGUGAGGGUCACGUCCGAUGCCGAGAACUGGUGGUACACCACCACUGACGUGGUACCACGACUGUCCUACACCUCGACCUUUACCUUGGUUGGCGAGGACCAGCUCAAGAAUACUGCUAUUGUGAGCGCACAGACUGACGAGUUUGGAGCAUGGGUAACCCACACGUCGUACCAUAUUCCUGUUUCGGAAACGUAUCUCGAGGUGUCGAGGUCGAUUGAUGGAGCCGGCGAGACUGUCACAUCGACAGAGUUGGUGGAGAUCAAGACCGAUGACAGAGGCGAGUGGGUGACCUCGACCUAUACCGAGAUUGUGGAUCUCACCACGUUUACCAGUCGGGUGGUGACGGAAGUGGAGGGAGUGAUGCAGACUAAGGACGCGGAGAUGGUUGGUCUCGAUUUCGAAGGCUUCGGAUACUACUACGUGACAUCAUUGUUGGAUGAUCCAGUUGCCAGAACAGAAACCAUUACUGUUGAUGAGGGAGAAGGCACCUACACUGGUAUUGUGAGGGUCACGUCCGAUGCCGAGAACUGGUGGUACACCACAACUGACGUGGUACCACGACUGUCCUACACCUCGACGGAAACUAUAGACAGGGACGGCGAGAGUGCCACGGCCAUUUUCAGUGCGUUCACAAACAACGAAGGUUCGUGGGUCACAGAGACGUCUUUCCACACCCCGGUUUCGCAGACGUAUUUGACUACUAUUACAACGACAGACGCGGAGGGAGAAGUGGUGGUGACUGGUUUGUAUGACGAACACACCGAUGACAGAGGCGAGUGGGUGACCUCGACCUAUACCGAGAUUGUGGAUCUCACCACGUUUACCAGUCGGGUGGUGACGGAAGUGGAGGGAGUGAUGCAGACUAAGGACGCGGAGAUGGUUGGUCUCGAUUUCGAAGGCUUCGGAUACUACUACGUGACAUCAUUGUUGGAUGAUCCAGUUGCCAGAACAGAAACCAUUACUGUUGAUGAGGGAGAAGGCACCUACACUGGUAUUGUGAGGGUCACGUCCGAUGCCGAGAACUGGUGGUACACCACAACUGACGUGGUACCACGACUGUCCUACACCUCGACGGAAACUAUAGACAGGGACGGCGAGAGUGCCACGGCCAUUUUCAGUGCGUUCACAAACAACGAAGGUUCGUGGGUCACAGAGACGUCUUUCCACACCCCGGUUUCGCAGACGUAUUUGACUACUAUUACAACGACAGACGCGGAGGGAGAAGUGGUGGUGACUGGUUUGUAUGACGAACACACCGAUGACAGAGGCGAGUGGGUGACCUCGACCUAUACCGAGAUUGUGGAUAUCACCACGUUUACCAGUCGGGUGGUGACGGAAGUGGAGGGAGUGAUGCAGACUAAGGACGCGGAGAUGGUUGGUCUCGAUUUCGAAGGCUUCGGAUACUACUACGUGACAUCAUUGUUGGAUGAUCCAGUUGCCAGAACAGAAACCAUUACUGUUGAUGAGGGAGAAGGCACCUACACUGGUAUUGUGAGGGUCACGUCCGAUGCCGAGAACUGGUGGUACACCACAACUGACGUGGUACCACGACUGUCCUACACCUCGACGGAAACUAUAGACAGGGACGGCGAGAGUGCCACGGCCAUUUUCAGUGCGUUCACAAACAACGAAGGUUCGUGGGUCACAGAGACGUCUUUCCACACCCCGGUUUCGCAGACGUACUUGACUACUAUUACCACGACAGACGCAGAGGGAGAAGUGGUGGUGACUGGUUUGUAUGACGAACACACCGAUGAGCAGGGCAACUGGGUCAGCACGGUGCACUCCACUUUGCACGAAGCUACCACGUUCACAAGAAGAGUUGUCACUGAGCUUGAGGGAGAUGUCACUGAGCUUGAGGGAAGCUUGCAGACGAAGGAUGCGGAGAUUGUUGGGUACAACUACGACGGCGAGGGCUACUUCUACGUGACAUCAUUGUUGGAUGAUCCAGUUGCCAGAACAGAAACCAUUACUGUUGAUGAGGGAGAAGGCACCUACACUGGUAUUGUGAGGGUCACGUCCGAUGCCGAGAACUGGUGGUACACCACCACUGACGUGGUACCACGACUGUCCUACACCUCGACCUUUACCUUGGUUGGCGAGGACCAGCUCAAGAAUACUGCUAUUGUGAGCGCACAGACUGACGAGUUUGGAGCAUGGGUAACCCACACGUCGUACCAUAUUCCUGUUUCGGAAACGUAUCUCGAGGUGUCGAGGUCGAUUGAUGGAGCCGGCGAGACUGUCACAUCGACAGAGUUGGUGGAGAUCAAGACCGAUGACAGAGGCGAGUGGGUGACCUCGACCUAUACCGAGAUUGUGGAUAUCACCACGUUUACCAGUCGGGUGGUGACGGAAGUGGAGGGAGUGAUGCAGACUAAGGACGCGGAGAUGGUUGGUCUCGAUUUCGAAGGCUUCGGAUACUACUACGUGACAUCAUUGUUGGAUGAUCCAGUUGCCAGAACAGAAACCAUUACUGUUGAUGAGGGAGAAGGCACCUACACUGGUAUUGUGAGGGUCACGUCCGAUGCCGAGAACUGGUGGUACACCACAACUGACGUGGUACCACGACUGUCCUACACCUCGACGGAAACUAUAGACAGGGACGGCGAGAGUGCCACGGCCAUUUUCAGUGCGUUCACAAACAACGAAGGUUCGUGGGUCACAGAGACGUCUUUCCACACCCCGGUUUCGCAGACGUAUUUGACUACUAUUACAACGACAGACGCGGAGGGAGAAGUGGUGGUGACUGGUUUGUAUGACGAACACACCGAUGACAGAGGCGAGUGGGUGACCUCGACCUAUACCGAGAUUGUGGAUAUCACCACGUUUACCAGUCGGGUGGUGACGGAAGUGGAGGGAGUGAUGCAGACUAAGGACGCGGAGAUGGUUGGUCUCGAUUUCGAAGGCUUCGGAUACUACUACGUGACAUCAUUGUUGGAUGAUCCAGUUGCCAGAACAGAAACCAUUACUGUUGAUGAGGGAGAAGGCACCUACACUGGUAUUGUGAGGGUCACGUCCGAUGCCGAGAACUGGUGGUACACCACAACUGACGUGGUACCACGACUGUCCUACACCUCGACGGAAACUAUAGACAGGGACGGCGAGAGUGCCACGGCCAUUUUCAGUGCGUUCACAAACAACGAAGGUUCGUGGGUCACAGAGACGUCUUUCCACACCCCGGUUUCGCAGACGUAUUUGACUACUAUUACAACGACAGACGCGGAGGGAGAAGUGGUGGUGACUGGUUUGUAUGACGAACACACCGAUGACAGAGGCGAGUGGGUGACCUCGACCUAUACCGAGAUUGUGGAUAUCACCACGUUUACCAGUCGGGUGGUGACGGAAGUGGAGGGAGUGAUGCAGACUAAGGACGCGGAGAUGGUUGGUCUCGAUUUCGAAGGCUUCGGAUACUACUACGUGACAUCAUUGUUGGAUGAUCCAGUUGCCAGAACAGAAACCAUUACUGUUGAUGAGGGAGAAGGCACCUACACUGGUAUUGUGAGGGUCACGUCCGAUGCCGAGAACUGGUGGUACACCACAACUGACAUGGUGGCGAUGCUGUCAUCAGACACUACGUUAGAUUUGCACGAUGAAGGACUAGUAACGAGUGAACAAGUCGCACUUGUUGCUACUUCCGAUUCCGAUUCCUAUGAGUCGGAGCAAGCGGGAUCUUUCUUUACCUCGAAUGGGGACGGUGAUGAAUAUGCUUUACAAACGUCGAUGGGUAAUCCCUCCGGUGUCCUGCUGAGUGAGAUUUCACAAUCCGAUCCUAGCUGGGAGUCAAUAUAUGAAAUCGAGAGUGUUGAAGCACCGUUUUUGGUGGCGCUGGAAGUGACAAGUAACCCGCAGGUUGUUGAUAUCUCCGAAAUGCUUGUGUCGAGUUCUACAUUGGGUCCAUCAGAUAUAAAUCCAUCGGAAACUACUGAUCAAGCUGUUUCCAUGGCAAUUUCCACAUCGUCAGCAACAGAAAUUGGAGGAUUGGAUGAAACGAAUGAGGAUAACGCAACCUCAACUCUGGACACCAGUGUCUAUACCUCUAUCGCUCCAGGAGUAGCCACGAGACCAGGAGACAAAAGUUUCUCCACUGACGAAAUAUCCGAGGCUCUGAUCCAGCAACUUGAAACGGUUGAACUCAUUGUAACUACCACUGCUGGUGCAAUGACAAAUACUGAAAAGGAAAACACGAGCAGUGAAGAGAUUCUUGAGAUUGAAAAGGAUUCAUCAGUUGUUGUUGCCACAGGUGCUGAAAAUUCCGCUUCCGGUUUAUCGACGGGAGUCACCAAGGCUGAAAACACUGGGCAAGCUGUGCAAGUAAAGACUGAGGUUGUGACAGCUACCGUGGUUGAUGAAAGGACAGAAUAUCUAGCGAGCGUUGUUGUUAAUACGGCACAAACGCUACAAGGCGCCAGUGCUGUUGCGGAAGAAGUUACUAUCGGUGCAUUGACAGCCCUGGCGGUUACAGUGGUUAGGUCCGUUACUGAAAACAUUGUGCAAAUUGCCGAACAGAGGACUGAGUAUAGAACGGUUUCUGUGGUAGUUGAAGGUGCGGCUAGUUCAGUUGAUCAAGCGCAAAGUACAACGGUGGGCCCCCAAAGUGCCGGAACUUCCGGGCCCCUUCCAUCUGACGCCGCUUUGGGGCAAGUCACUAUCACGGCUAGCGUCUCUACAACGGUUACCGCCACUGUUGUUGGAGGGGCCGGAAGAGUGACUGCGCCGGAGAAUGGAGGCGAUAAUGUUGUAAAUUCCGCAGACAAUGGCUCGAUAAACAUUCAAUCUGACCAGCCACAGCCAUUGCUGGUGGGAGAGGCACCAAAUGAAGAUAUUAAUCUUUCUUUGCAGAAUGCUGACGAUACCCAGAUCCAAAACUCAGAUUCGGUGCCUUUGACACAAAACGACGCCAAUCAAGAGACGAAUGCAAGCGGAGUCCCAGUUGAAGAAAAUGGAGAGAUGUUGCUAGAAGUGGAAGAUCAAGCUCCAGCUCCAGCUCCAGCUCAACUGGAGAAAGAGAACGAGAAGGUCUUGCCUGAUCCUUACGGGAAUGAUGCCGACCUGGCUCUUGAGACCACGUCAUCCAGUCUGACACUGACAAUGGCUGCUGUGAACCAAACCAACGGCGUUGGUAGCUCAAGAGGCUACUCGUUCCUGCUCAAAUUGGCACUUCUUUUAAUGAUGAUUUAG